Ctenopharyngodon idella (grass carp) is the source of this 1749-nucleotide messenger RNA. Its product is annotated as DLA class I histocompatibility antigen, A9/A9 alpha chain-like. The coding region runs from base 294 to 1340 and encodes 348 amino acids. Gene Ontology annotation, cellular component: external side of plasma membrane. NCBI's taxonomy places the organism in Eukaryota, Metazoa, Chordata, Actinopteri, Cypriniformes, Xenocyprididae. The transcript is spliced from 8 exons. The record is from RefSeq and is a predicted model, not a curated record. Gene Ontology annotation, biological process: immune response.
GGUAGCGACUUCAACGAGGGGGUAAUAAUUUUGCAGACCCCCGAAAAAAAAAUGCGAUUAGCUCCGUAAUCGGAAGUACACGACUUCAUGAUGGCUUCAGUCCCUUUUAACAGAAUAAUAACACAACCCAGUAAUUCGGCAUAGUGACUGAUGACUCGAUGAUCGAGUGGGCGGGGUUUCUUUAGUUCAGGUGCGUUCAGACAGGUGUGUUAAGAAGAAAAGACACCGGCUUCAACUGGCUUUCUAGAAAGAUGAUUUAAAAAUAAGACUGUUGACGACAUGUUAAAACAAACAUGCGAUCCUCUGUGCUACUACUAUUUGUUGGGAUUCACCUCGCAUUUGCCGGAAAACACUCUUUGAAAUAUUUCUACACUUCUGUGUCUGGAGACGAAAAUUUCACUGCAAUUGGUCUGGUUAAUGACGUUCAGUUUAUGUACUUUGACAUCAACACAACGAAAGCUUCACCAAAAACAGAAUGGAUGAGAGGGAAUGAAGAAUCAGAUUUCUGGGACAGUCAGACAUAUUCAUUGAUUAAACAACAUGACUGGAUUUUAAACAAAAUCUGGACAAAGUCAGCAGGUGAGCACACAUACCAGAUAACCUACGGCUGUGAAUGGAACGAUGAAACUGGGAAAACAAAUGUGUUCCGUCAGUAUGCAUACGAUGGAGAGGAUUUCCUGUUUCUGGAUUUGAAGAGUGAUAAAUGGAUAUCUCCAAUGAUGCAAGGAUUCAGAGCUCAAGAGACGUGUAACAAUGCAACCGACCGUCUUGUGCACUGGAAACACUACCUUGAAAUUGAUUGUAUCGACACUUUGAAGAAGCUCCUGCAGCUUGGAAAGAGCAGCCUGGAGAAAACAGUCUCUCCUCAGGUGUCUCUGUUACAGAAGAACUCCUCCUCUCCAGUGUUGUGUCACGUCACAGUCUUUUAUCCCAGUGAUAUUACAAUCACCUGGAUGAGAAACGGACAAGAGCUUUAUAAGAAUGUGAAGGUUGGUAACCUUCUUCCCAAUGAGGACGGCACCUUCCAGAAGACUGUGACCCUCCAGGCUGAACCUGAUGAGUGGAGGAAGAAUGAGUUCAGCUGUGUGGUGAAACACCAGAACAAAACCAUCAGAAAGACUCUGACAGAGAAUGAAAUCAGGACUAAUAAUGAAACCGCUGCUCCGGUUGACAUGACUGUUGUUGUUGUUCCUGUGGUGAUUCUGUCGCUGUUGCUGUUGCUCAUCAUUGCUGUCGUCGGGUAUUUGUUAUAUCAGAGGAAAUUGAAGUCAGGAUAUGUUCCUGCUAAACCGUCUCCCAGUGGCUCUGAAAACUCAGUUCAGUCAUCAGUAGUGGCGUGAGACGAGAUCAGACGGAUGAUCGAGGAGAAUCAUCAGAUCUCACUCAUAUGUCUACUCUCAUCUUCAGUUUUCUUCAUUCAUCACAUCAUUUAUUCACUUUAUGAAUAUCAAUGUACUGUUUUAUUUUUUUAUCAUUAUGUCUUUUUCUUGGAUAUAUUUUUAAAUGAAAUACCUUUUAUUAUAAAAUGUACAUACUAUGUAUAUAAAUGUAUCUAACAGGGUGACUGAGGGCCUUUCAGAACAGUGAUUAUUCAUUUGCCUCGCUGUCAAUAUGUGCUUAUAUUUUACUGUUUAUUGAUAUAUUUGUUUAUUGAUAUUCCGCUUCAAUAUACAUCUUUUGAGUGAUUUAUAAUCAAGUAAUUAAUCAAUAUGUAUCCUUCCAAAUAAAUAAUUUGAAUGACUUCUUCAA